AUGCAUGCAAAUAGAUACUAUGGGAUUGUUUUGAUUGCAGGUGAUGGUUGUGUAGAGAAACCAUUAGCAACUUUAUGGCGCAAUUACACCCAAUCAUCGCGACCUGACGUAUGCAUGCUGCUGACAGUCGGCGGUGGUGGUUUAAAAGCGACCACAAAGGAUCACGGCUUAACGGAGUAUUGGGCGAAUAGACUGACGUUUUGUGCCGCUCCCUCGCAUUUCCCUCGAAUAUUUUGCUGGGUGUAUCGACACGAAGGAAAACGCCUCCGCCACGAAUUACGAUGCCACGCCGUUUUAUGUUCAUCAUCCGCAACUGCUAGUCAACUUGAGGGGAACUUGAAGAAUUCAUUGCGUUUGGCACUGACUGAGUUUAAGAAGGAUAAGGUUUCAAGGCAAAACGCUCGGUUAUCGCUGGUCAAUUCGAUUUACGACAAUCCUUCUAUGCCCAUAAGAAAAAUUCUUUUAAGCACCGGGUCGAACAACUACCGUCCACCUUUAGAACGAUCAAAAUCUGCACCAAAGCUCGUUAGCAUCGAAGAAAAUUUGGAGGAGGAAGACGAACAGUUGACGCAUUCUUCUAAGAAGAAGCCGCCAUUACGUUAUUAUGAAAGUGCUAGCAAUCUUUUUGAAAGACGAACAAAUUUAGCAUAUAGUGAACAGACUGCAAAUAGUGUACUUACCAAAAAAGAAAAUGUCUGUGAUAGUGUUGUGGAGGAAGUUUCGGACAAACGUAAAGUGACGUUUAGUGACAAUACCGUUUUUGAUGAUAACUCCGACCUUUCCGUUGACGAAAAGAGUAAUCGUAUCUUGGAGCAACUUGCUCAAGAAUCGCUGUCGAAUGAAUUUGUUGAAUCUUGUAAUGAUACUUUGGAAAGGAACUGGUUUGGAAAUUUAACGAUAGCUACUAAUUUUACCACGAUAGAUAGUGACGAGGGCUCUUUGUCGAGCGGGUGCGAAUCCGCUAGUACGGUCACGUCAGAAAUUGAGCAAUCUUCUUUUUCUACAACAGAAAAGGAGCAGGACGAGUCAAAUGCGGAGACCUCCAAUUUGGAGUAUAGGAUGGAUUCUGAUUUUAAAGUUGGCGGUAUACUUUUAAGUAGAGGCCGAAGUUUAGAAAAAUUAACCGGCGUAGAAUAUCCAAAGUUCUAUGGACUGAAUUCUAGCUUAAGUACAUCAAAUAUUAUGAACGAGGAAGUCUCUCUGGUACCUGUUGGUGAAAGUCAAACUGAUUUUAGUUCAUUAAAAGUGUACAAAAAACGAUCUUGUUCCGAUUCAGGAUUGAAUGUAAACAUUUAUUCAGUUGAUACGCAUUUAACCACAGAAACAAACGACGAAGAAAACGUUCAAGAUGAAGGUUACGAUGAAGUAAUAGACUGCGCAAGUUCAAUAUCUAACAUUGUGUUAGUUUAAUUAUUAACUUUUCCUGUAUAUAAUUUUUUGUGUAAAUUGUUUAUUAAAAUGUAGAUCAUUU
Photinus pyralis (common eastern firefly) is the source of this 1471-nucleotide messenger RNA. RefSeq lists its product as uncharacterized. The coding region runs from base 1 to 1410 and encodes 469 amino acids. The record is from RefSeq and is a predicted model, not a curated record. The transcript has 2 exons. Lineage: Eukaryota; Metazoa; Arthropoda; Insecta; Coleoptera; Lampyridae.